Molecule: messenger RNA, 1132 nt
Organism: Marmota monax (woodchuck)
Lineage: Eukaryota; Metazoa; Chordata; Mammalia; Rodentia; Sciuridae
Product: phospholipid-transporting ATPase IB-like
Exons: 9
Coding region: 165-1013 (282 amino acids)
Biological process (GO): neuron development; phospholipid translocation
Cellular component (GO): plasma membrane
Molecular function (GO): ATPase-coupled intramembrane lipid carrier activity
Source: RefSeq, a predicted model, not a curated record
AUUUUUUAGCUGCUUUGUAAUUUGUUUUGAAGUGUGAAAGCAAUUUCCUUUGUCCUUUGUCUCUCAUAUUUUGGGCAAAGAGCUGUAUUAAUUUUUCAUAGAUCCUGUGCUUAAACAUUACAGAACUGAAGGCAUGAGUGUAUCUGCCUUGGCAUUUCUGCAUUAUGUCCCUGUUUCUUCUUGCUGCAGGAUCUAGUCAUUUUUCCUUGGGUAAUCAGAAGGUGGAGAAAAGGAUGGGCUGCCAACAAUCUCUGCAAAGCUCAGAAGUGUUAAAAGUCCGCACCAUUUACAUUAAUGACCCCCUUAAGAACACUUUCUGCACAAAUAGCAUCAGCACAACUAAGUACAGCAAGUGGUCAUUUCUCCCUCGAUAUUUGUAUCUGCAGUUUAGCAAAGCUGCUAAUGCAUUUUUUUUGUUCAUUACCAUAUUGCAGCAAAUUCCAGGUGUUUCUCCAAUAGGACAAUAUACAACUCUUUUGCCUUUGCUGGUUAUUCUUGCAAUUUCAGGCAUCAAAGAGGUUGUAGAAGAUUAUAAACGGUAUAUGGCAGACAAAGUAGUUAACUCAAAGACCACUUCAGUGUUCAGACAGAAUUCAUGGCAUGUGAUUAAGUGGCAUGAGGUAAAUGUGGGUGACAUUGUGAAGACUUUGAAUGAGGAGUUCCUUCCUGCAGACAUGAUCCUGAUUUCUUCCAGUGAACCUCAGUCAAUGUGUUAUGUUGCAACAGCCAAUCUGGAUGGAGAAACAAAUCUAAAGAUACGGCAGGCAUCAUUAGAAGUUGCUGGAAUAAUAAAGGAAGGACAAUUGGUAAACCUAGAUGGAAAAAUUGAAUGUGAAGAACCUGAUCAUCAGUUUAAUAACUUUGUUGGAACCUUGUAUUUAAGGGGUAAAAGUCCUAUUUCAGUUGGUCCUGACCAGAUGUUGCUGAGAGGUACACAGCUGAAAAAUACACAGUGGAUCAUUGGUGUAGUCAUUUACACUGGAUUUGAAACCAAAUUGAUGCAGGUAAAAUAGUCUGUGAUGACAAAUUUUCUGAUUCUGGAUGUUUCCUUCUGAUUAUAUUAAGUGAGGGAGUUUAGUAUAUAUCUUUUGAAUUCAGGAGGCUCAUUCCUCUUUAUUACUCUGAAAUUUAA